Dicrocoelium dendriticum is the source of this 525-nucleotide messenger RNA. The record is from the annotation of a GenBank genome assembly. Lineage: Eukaryota; Metazoa; Platyhelminthes; Trematoda; Plagiorchiida; Dicrocoeliidae.
AUGUUUCUUCAACGCAUGGCUGCUGCCAACUUGCGGUUUCCCGAAACUGUUCCAUCUGAGCGUAACGUUCCUGAGUCUUCAGAGACCCUAGCACCCUGUGAUAUUCCUACAUUGGACGAUUUGACGCUCCGGUUUGAUGCUCUGAGAGGUGUGGCCCAUCCAGACCAAGUUCCUUCUCAAGAAGAGCUUGAGGAACGUUUGCGCAAACUAAAAGAGAGGGAUUUCGUGCAAAUACCAAAGACCGAUGAGCCUCUUCCCUCCGAUAAGAUGGAUCUUUUAAUAAAACAAUUAACUGAUGAGGCAAAAAUCGAUAUGCGCGCUGGUUAUCACAGUGACGAAGCCAAAGAUAGUGCUGAUGAGCUUCCGUGGUGUUGCAUAUGCAACGAGGACGCUAACCUCCGGUGUGUCGAUUGCGAUGAAGACCUCUUCUGUCAUCCCUGCUUCCGCCGUAGCCACCGCAAUCGGGAGAUGAAAAGUCACCGAACCGAGCUUUACAGUCCGAAGCCUAAACUUAAACUCCCUUGA